Molecule: messenger RNA, 3051 nt
Organism: Fusarium venenatum
Lineage: Eukaryota; Fungi; Ascomycota; Sordariomycetes; Hypocreales; Nectriaceae
Source: RefSeq, a predicted model, not a curated record
AUGCCUCUUGUGCUUUCCAAGCCUAGCGCUGACGAUCUUUGGGCAACGGCUGUGGACAGGCUUGAUCAAGACCUUCGCGCCGAGAUGGACUUCAACCACGAAAAGAUCGACAUUGUCUCUGGAGUGCUUGCGCUCACUGUCAAAGCCCAGAAAGAGUGUGACGCUAAGGCGUGGCGGCUCCGACGUAAAAACGGCGCGACAGUCAGCGUCCGGGAUGUCCUGGCCAAGGUCGUCAAGUGGGUUAACCACUUUAAAGAUAUCGGAGAUAUCGUGGUGCAAUAUGACCCAGGCCAUGCCGCUCUACCGUGGGCGGGAGUUCGAUUUCUACUUCAGAUCGUUGUAGACGAUUUCCAGACCUGCAGCUUCGUACUUGAGAGCAUUGAGAGCCUUGCUGAGCUACUCUGCCGCUACGCAUGUGUGGAAGAACUCCUCUUGCGGUUCUCAAAGGCUCCUAAGAACGGCCCAUCAGUCUCAACCCCCACGCAAGAGCUCCAACAUGCCCUUGUGCAACUCUACGUCCACGCUCUGACUUAUCUUGCUCGCGCAAGGAAGUACUUCCAGAAAUCUAUAGCAAAGCGAGUUGUGAAAAGCGCGCUCUUACAGGCAUCCGAUCUCGAAGAGAAUUUUGCCGUCAUCGCCACUGCACAAUGCAAGGUUGACCGCUGCCUUCACUUGGCUAACAUACAAGAACAAUUGAAUCGCCAUGAUCGUCUUAAAGACAUGAUGUCGGACCUUCAGGCUCCCCUGUCUCGCUGGAGCGACGACUUAAUCAAGAUCACCGACCAACUAGAUAAGACCAAGAGGACAGAGAUUCUAGAAUGGCUAUCCAAGGAGCCGUACCUCAAGCACCACCGACUCGUCAAGGAGGGUACCGUUGAAGGGACUGGCCAGUGGCUUCUUUCAGAUCCUAUUUACCAGAGAUGGAAAGAAGAUAGCGCCUCGUCUAUACUUUGGCUUCACGGCAUACCUGGGUCCGGCAAGAGCAAACUUGUCUCGCUCGUUGUGGAGGAUGCAAUUGCGGCAUUUGAAAAACAUCAACGACCUCCUCCCGCGUACUUCUACUGUUCUCGAAGUCCUGCUGAACCAGCACGGGCCGAUCCAGUGGCAAUCCUGGCUAGCAUUGCACGCCAGCUAUCCUAUUUGAAGUCUGGACAGGCGUUGUUGCACCCAACAGUUGCAGCAUACAAUAUGCAUGAAGAAGAAGGAUUCGCCGCCGGAUCGCUUCAGCUACAUGAAACUCGCGCGCUUAUCAUGCGGCUAUCGGAGAGUUAUCCCACGCUGACAAUUAUCAUAGAUGCGCUCGAUGAGUGUGACCCUGCCACUCGCGAGACUCUAAUGGCUGCUAUGGAAAAAAUUCUCCAAGACUCAUCUUGCCUGGUCAAGAUUUUUGUGUCGAGUCGUGAUGAUCAGGAUAUUGUCCACAAGCUUCGGCACUAUCCUAAUCUCGAGCUUUCGUCUGAGAAGAACGCGCGCGAUAUUGACAAGUUUGUUGAACUUGAGACGUGCCGUUUCAUAAAUUCUGGUAAACUGCUUCGUUACAGUUCCGAUCGGGACAAAUUAAGUCAGAAGAUCAAGGAACGGGUCGCAUCUGAGGCACAAGGCAUGUUUAGAUGGGCUAGCCUCCAACUGGAGGCUUUAUGCGAACUCAAAUCAGAUCAAGCUAUACUCGAACGGCUCGGCCGCCUGCCACGCACACUGGAAGCUUUGUAUCAAGAAAUAUUUCAAAAGAUUGAGAACAGUCCAAGUGUAAUCGACAGACAGUAUGCCAGACACGUGCUUACCUGGCUUAUGUGUGCUCAGAGAAGGCUCUCUUCUACCGAGCUUCUCUCCGCUGUCUCUUUGGUAGUACCGCAUCAGCAAUUACAAAGCAAUCAGAUCCUUGACUUUUGUUGCAACCUUGUUGUGCUCGAUACGCAGCUCGAUACCUUUCGAUUCGCACAUCUUUCAGUCAGAGAAUUCCUGGAGAGGCAGGAGGGCUACGCCAGUAGCUUUUCCAACGGGUUAGCGGCGGAGACUUGUCUAUUGACUAUGUUUGGUUUGGCCACCGAUCAGUUCUCCAAGGGUGUCCUCUCAAAGCUGGGAUACCAGAAUGGAAUUGAGACUAACCGGCUUGAGGACUAUUCAUUUGCGUUCUGGGCGGUACAUUGCCAAGCCGCUGCUGAAAGAAGAAAAGAAGGACAGCUCCGAGAACUACUACAAGGUUUAACGCAUACUGGAAUGGUAGCUGGAUCCGCAAACACUAAGUGGAAUACUUACCUACAAAGGGUGCCUUGGGACAUAGACUUUGGCCUUGGGCGUAAACUAGAAGCCUGUUGCGCCGCAGCGGAUUCGUGGGCGUUUACUGCAUGCGCCUUUGAUAUCGACGAACUCCUUGAGUGGGGUCAUGGGUUCGACACUGGUGAACUACGAAACAAAAGCAACCAAACAUGUGAGCAGGUGGCCGCUGCAGUAGGAAGUGGCAAGGUUCUGCGAAACCUACUUAGUGUCGACAAUCUUCGAAUUACCGAGGCCGUGGUUGAGGCUGCGGCUAGUAAUUGGAAGCAUGGAAAGGAAGUGAUGGCACUUCUUCUAGACCUAUUUCCAGAUCAGGUCCAGAUUACCGAGGCCGUGGUUGAGGUUGCGGCUAGUAAUUGGAAGCAUGGAAAGGAAGUGAUGGCACUUCUUCUGGACCGAGUUCCAGAUCAGGUUCCGGUCACUAAUAACACUGUUUCGCUUAUUGCAGGGAGACUCAAUGAGAUAGUGAUGGCACUUCUUCUGGACCGAGUUCCAGAUCAGGUCCAGAUCACCAAGGCCGUGAUCAAGGCUGCGGCAGGUAACGAGGAGAAUGGAAAGGAAGUGAUGGCACUUCUUCUGGACCGAGUUCCAGAUCAGGUCCAGAUCACCGAGGCCGUCAUCAAGGCUGCGGCUAGUAAUUUAUUGCAUAGAAAGGAAGUAAUGGCACUUCUUCUGGACCGAGUUCCAGAUCAGGUCCAGAUCACCGAGGCCGUAAUCAAGGCUGCGGCUGGUAACGAGGAGAAUGGGCAGGAUGCUAAUUUACCAGACAAUGAGUAA